This is a messenger RNA of Candida dubliniensis CD36, 4263 nucleotides long. It is a transcript of the gene DNA2, whose product is annotated as bifunctional ATP-dependent DNA helicase/ssDNA endodeoxyribonuclease. The record is from RefSeq and is a predicted model, not a curated record. NCBI's taxonomy places the organism in Eukaryota, Fungi, Ascomycota, Pichiomycetes, Serinales, Debaryomycetaceae. The coding region runs from base 1 to 4263 and encodes 1420 amino acids. Gene Ontology annotation, molecular function: 5'-3' DNA helicase activity; single-stranded DNA helicase activity. The transcript has a single exon.
AUGCUGGGUGUAAAGGAAGACGCGUCGCUGACGACCAAGCGUUUCAAGGAUUCCAACGAAGCUAUAAACCCCGUUAAACGACUCAAGAAAACCAUGUAUUUCCCAGUCAAUAACCUCACCAAUCCCCAAAACGAUCAAUCGAAUGUUCAAAAGCCCCCGAUUCGACCAAUCAAUAUAAAUUCGCUUACCACAAAAGUCAACCCAGUUCAAGAAAUUAACAAAAACAGUACCCACAAUUCAACAAAAGUUCAGAAACAACAGGAGCUCAAUUUUCUUCAAGAGAAUUCAGAUGAUAGUUUUGAUGGAAUUCGCUGGAAAGAAAGUCCCGAAAUCAAAAGCAGCCAUAAGCAGCUGGAUAUAAAGAAUUCUUUUAGUGGGCUACCUUCAUCUCCAUUGAAAAACAUUAACCCAGAAUCCGAGAAUGUGGAUGAUCGCACGUCAGACGUUUUAAACAGAUAUGGAUCUAAUUUUGAUAAUGUUUCCAAAAGACGAACUCCCUUAAUGACAAAAACGCGUUCAGAUAUAACAUCUUCCAGUAGCAAACACAAGAAACAAAACAACGAAAUAUCCCAACUUCAAAGAGCAAAAUCUGGUGAUGAUUAUAAAGUCAAAUCAAUGUCAGGGUCUAUUACCGACUCCUUCCAAAACACCUUGAAUAAUUGGAUAAAUAAAUUUGAAGCUGACCCACAGGAUAACCAAAACUCAAACUUGCAACCAGGCACUGUUGAUAACAAUGAAACUAUUCCCGAAAACAAAACUCUAGCAAACCCAAAUGCGUCACUUCAAUCCGAGGAUCCCUUUUCCGAUGAUGAUGAUUUAUUUCAAUUGUUACAUACUCAAAUGCAACCACAGCCUAUCUCUGAAGAUAAGGUGUCUAUGAAACCACCCUCUGAGAACGUAUUGGAUGAUGGCGAAUCGACUGAUGACCCGUUUUCAGACGACGAUUCUGAAUUAAUGGCAGUAUUAAAGACUCUGACACCCAGUGUAACAUCUGAAUAUACUAAGUCUUUUCAACAAGGUAUCCAAAACUUUGAAAAAUUAAAUAUUGAAAACACCCAUCAGGAAGAGGAUCUUGAGGAAGUACUGGAUUUGGUUUAUGAUAGGGUGAAAACCCAGAGAUUUCGAAUUGUAAAUGUUAUCGAACAGUAUUAUGGCCGAAACCACGAGAAGCAAUUUAUUCUAGAAGUUGUAGAUUCAAUGAGAGAUAAGUCAAAGAUACUUGUUCGUGGUGAUUACUGUGAAUUGGAGUUGGAAAAAGGGGACGUGAUCCACGUUAUAGUCACCGAUAGUUCCAAUCCAAGAUUAAUUGAUGACAUGCACAACUUAUUAAUUUGGAACCCAGACAUUUUGUUAUCAGCAACAACAAUUGCUCAGCAGCUUAACUGUUCAAGGAAAACAGUGAUAUUGUCUAGGUACAAAUUUCCCGCAACACUGACGUUGCCUAUUAUUGCCGGUGAAAUAGUUCAUUUUAUUUUUCAAGAAUGUAUUUGUACUGAAAAGUGGGAUACGGAAUUCAUGAACCAAGUAUUAGAUGAGUUAUUGCUGCAAUACAUGUUGUUAAUAUUCGGGAUACAAAAAGAGGUUAAAGAAGUUAGAGAAGAAGUUGUUAAACACUUUGAUUAUUUGCAAACAUGGUUUAAUACCUACUACAAGCAACCACUCAGUCGAAAGAAUCUAAUUGACGAAACAUCUGAAAGGGAUCCGAUUAUGUUUGCUGUGGAAGAAGCCUUGGAUAUUGAAGAAGAAAUAAGAUCGCCAAUAUUUGGUAUCAAAGGAAAAAUCGACGCUACCAUAACAGCAAAAUUUGAAAACAAAAAAAUGAAAGGUCAAUUCAUGAUACCAAUGGAAAUAAAAACAGGUAGAGAGUAUAUUUACCACCGGGCACAGGCGUCUUUAUAUUCAUUGUUGUUUAAGGAUCGAUAUGAUAUGACUAUCGAUUCAUUUUUGCUUGUGUAUACAAAGGAGAAGCUUACCCAAAAGUGCAAUAUCAGAAUUUCUGAUUUACGUUCUUUGGUGAAUUUGAGAAACAAAGUGUCUCACUACAUAAAGAACAACUUGAAGCUACCACCGUUGGUUAAGAAUUCCAACUGUGAACGAUGCGAAAUUAGAAGCGCUUGUAUGACCUUAAACCACCUAACAGAAAAUGGUACCAAAGAGGAAUCUGGUAUUGAGGAAGACUUAUACGAAGCUAUAACUAGAGACAUUUUUGAAAACGAUUUAUAUCGUAAUUACUUCCAGCACUGGGAUGAGCUUAUUUCCAAGGAAGAAGACAUUCUGAGUAGAGCCGUCAAAGAUUUAUGGACGAUCCCAGCAGAGGAAAAAGAGUUUCAAGGUAAAUGCUUUUCUGACAUGAGAAUCACAAAUUCGAAUGAGAAGGAGUCGAACAAUUUCCUAUUCUCGUCAACACAUCAUGAUAAAUCCCAGAAUCAGCAAUUUAUGUACACAUUCGCAAAGGCUGAGAAUGCUUCCAAGUUUAAUUUGGCAAGAUCGCUAAUUAAUGUUAACGAUAAGGUUAUCAUAAGUGACGAAGAAGGCCAUUUUGCUUUAACAACAGGAUUGGUCAAGCAAAUCACCAAAGAUUUUGUAGUGAUUUCCACUAGACGGAAAAUCAUCACUUCUGAUUACAAAUUGAAAAAUUACAAUAGGGCAAACAACCAAGUAUUUCAAAGUGUUAUUCGAUCAACCCAACAGAACACACAAACCACAAUUGAAAAAAAGUUCCGCAUUGAUAAGGAUGGAAUGUUUUACGGUUUGGGAUUGGCAAGAUAUAAUGUUUUAAGUUUAUUCUUACCUGGCGGGGCAUCAAAGUUGAGAAAAUUGGUAGUUGAUCUUGAGAAGCCCACAUUUGGCACGUCUUCUUGGGAGAUUCCUGACGCUGAAAAGUUCAAUCCUGAUCAAAUUGCAGCUUUGAAUAAGGCCUUUAGCGCUAAUGACUAUUCUUUAAUAGUAGGGAUGCCCGGCACAGGUAAAACGACGGUGAUUGCUCAACUUAUAAAAGUACUUGUAUCACAGAAGAAAUCGGUUUUACUUACUUCUUACACAAAUUCAGCAGUUGACAAUAUACUACUUAAACUUAAAGAAUUGGAUAUUGACUUUCUAAGACUUGGAUAUCCACAGAGAGUUCACAAAGAUAUUAAAGACUAUAUUCCUGGAUUUAAAGACUCAAUAACUACAUAUGAGCAAUAUGUCAAUACCUAUAUGCGCCCAAAAGUAAUUGCGACCACCUGCUUGAACAUCACUGAUACGUGUUUUAAUUUAAGAAGGACUUUUGAUUAUUGUAUUGUGGAUGAAGCUUCGCAAAUAACCUUACCGGUAAAUUUGGGUCCCUUGGGAUUUGCUGACAAAUUUGUCAUGGUAGGCGACCAUGAUCAGUUGCCACCUUUAGUUACCCAUCCAGACAAAAGAGUCAAACAAGAAUUAUCGCGAUCGCUUUUCAGUUUGUUGGCCAAAGAGCAUCCAGAUUCGAUUAGUUACUUGACAUAUCAAUACCGAAUGAAUAAUGAUAUUAUGAAUGUUUGCAAUACUUUAAUUUAUAAUAACAAAUUAAAGUGCGGUUCCGAAAAAGUUGCCCAACAAUCCUUAAAAAUACCUAACUCAGAAGUCCUAAAUAGUUUCUUAACUGAAGACGUUCCCUCGGACCUGCAAUGGAUACACAAAGUAUUUGAUGAGAAGAACAAAGUGUUAUUCUUAGACUACGAUGCGGUGCCGGCUGUUGAAGAAACGGUGGGUGAAAUGAUAACAAAUACAAGGGAGGCACUUUUAAUUCAACAACUUGUCAACGCGUUGGUUCUUGGAGGAGUGAAAGAAGAUCAGAUUGGGGUUAUGUCGUUUUAUCGUGCUCAAUUAUCGGUAUUGAAAAAAAAUCUUUGUAAUUUGAAAGACUUGGAAAUACUCACAGCCGACCAAUAUCAAGGAAGAGACAAAGAGUGUAUUAUAAUAUCUUUAGUACGGUCAAACGAAAGGAAGUUUGCUGGUAAUCUAAUGACAGAAUAUCGUAGAUUAAAUGUUGCUGCAACUAGAGCCAAAUCCAAGCUAAUAAUCCUUGGAUCGAGGUUUACAUUAUCCACCAACGAGUUAACCAAUACAUUUGUUGAUUACUUGGAAAGCGAAAAAUGGUAUUAUCCUCUUCCACAAUCAGCUCACAAGAUUUAUGAGGUUCCAAAGGUUAACGGUUCAUCUACUACAUCGCAAAGAAGUCAUGAUUCUCCAAUAUUGAAUAGAAACCCGAUACUUAAGAAUGUAGUUCAAGAUCUUACUAGAUAA